GUGGGUACCUGCGUCUCCGCUCGCAGGAUGUAUGGUGCUGGAUAUCUAGUCUUCCAUGCCUGUUAGACAGACUUCUGGCGCCAGCGACACACCCAAUGUCCUUCUGAUCACGGCGUUUGAUUAUUAUAGGCGUUACUUCAAGUGGCCUAGUCGGUUUCCCAGUACGCUCUCGUAUCUCUGAGGUUGCAAUCCUAGCUCUUUUGCGCUUUCUUCACCCUCUGUGUUCAAAAUCAUGCAAGACAGAGCAGAAAUCCAUGUGCAGCCAGUCCGUCCAACUAACCGGUCGCGCUCGAUUCGCUCUCCCUCUUUACCUCAACUCUCACCUUCAGAGCCAUCUUGUGCGGGGGUCUCUGAAGCAAAUGCGUCUAAGAAUCAACAGGCUCGAGAAUCAACUCAUGGGGACGGCGUCCAACGCGUCCAGGUGGAGCCCGAGCGCACAGGAUGGGCGAGGAUAGCAGACAUGGUUCGCAAGUAUGACGAAGACAAGAUCAAGGAUGUCAAGGAAGAUAUAGAUACGCUUCUCGUCUUCGCGGGUCUAUUCUCAGCUGUCCUGACUGCAUUUGUUAUUGAAUCGUACACUACACUGCAAGACCCGGGAGAUGUAACUCAGCAGAUCCUGAUGCAGAUGUCGCUGCAGUUAGCCAGCCUGACUGUAACCAGCAGUUCCAUCAACUCAACCGCACCUCCAUUCUCGACACUCCCCUUCAAAGUCACCCGUUCCUCUAUACGCGUCAACACGCUUUGGUCCUGCAGCUUAGUUUGCAGCCUCAUCACUGCAUCACUCGGUAUCUUCAUGAAACAGUGGUUUCACGAGUACAUGGCCCAUGAGAGCCAGUCUCCUCGUUCACAGCUUCGUGUUCGAUUCUUCCGAGCAGAGGGAUUGGCUGAAUGGCGGGUUUUUGAACUGGCCGCACUACUUCCACUACUGUUGCAGAUGGCGCUGCUUCUCUUCUUCAUUGGACUGAGCGAGUUCUUGCGCGAGCUCAAUCCAGUGGUGGGGUGGAUAACCACAGGAGUCAUGUUGAUAUGGCUGGCGGCAUUCAUAUUCACCACGCUUGCACCCGCGUUCUCCUCGAAAUGCCCAUAUAAAACACCUAUGCUGAAGGAUAUGCUGCGUACUAUUCGACCUAUAAUAAGCUUCAUUUUGCUCAAUAUCGUCGUCAUCUCCUUGCUGAUGGUGUACCUGCUCAUACUCGCAUUUCGCACGGUAGUCGGUCGUGGUUCUUCCUUCCUGAUGACAUGGACAGGGUGGAUGGAGCGUGUUUCCAUGGCUGUGAUGCCCGCUAUCUUUUCAGUCGAUGAAUACACGGUUCGUGAAACUGAUGUUUCAGAUCUUCGCAUUCUUGCACUAUCCAAUGAUCUAUUCUUGGACAAUAACCUGGAUGCGACUCUAUCUCAAUGGAUGUCAGAUGUUCCCUUCUGGCCUGCUGCCUCAGACAAGAAAAAAUUGCAGUGGCCGACCUGGCGUCCGGUUAUGUCUUUGCACGAGCUCUUAUGGUACCAACUACUCAUAGAUAAACUGCGGGAUGGAUUCAAUCAUGGGGGAUUGCUCCUCAUAGAAGAUCCGAGCAAUGCCUAUUACGGUCUCACGAACAUUCUACCAUCCCCUACCUUUCAAGUCCCGCAUUUGACAAGCUUUUUUCCAGACAUUGUAACAAUUGUCAUGCAGUUGGUGUAUCUAGGAGAUGGUCCCACCACGGCUGCAUUGCUUGCGUUGUCUGUUUGGUUGUGUGAAGUGCAUCCAUCGGAGAUGACAUCCAUGGAUGAGUCUGAUCCCGUCUCAAGCUUUCUCGAUUCGUUUUCAUUCAAGUACUGUGUACAUGAUGACCGUGUUUAUGUUUCCAACCUUGUCAAUGGUGCCAGAGAGCUACUACAAGCCAUACAAAUACCCAAUUCCGACGGCAUACCUUCCGUCCUGGAGCGUCUCAAGGUGGGACGAUUUGACAAGUCACACGUUGUUCAUCUUUGUGGUUCUUUUGCGACUCUGAUCCAACCAGCACCGGAGAAUAUCGUCCGUGCCGAACAAGACAGCCUCAGAAUAUUCACCACGGAAGUCCUUCUUGUAUUGCAGUCUCAACCCAGGCCAGCUAAAUCCCCUCCCGAAGAUUUUGAUCAUCGUGAAUAUGCUCACAUGGUUCUUCAUGGCCUGUCCACACGUGUUCCUGGAUCAGUCGACCCAGAACUGCUCUCGGAGCUAGAAUUGUAUGGAGAUUGAGAGUGUAAUGGUCGAUUGGUGAUAAAAGUUAAAAUUUCCCCCUCCCGGCAGGUUAUGCAGAGGUCCUGGAUUCAAUUGCUUGAGUGGGUGACAGGGUACAAUGUGUUUGCAGGUUAACCGGAUAGUCCACGAAGUACAAUCGCAUCGUGACAUGCUGCGAAUGGAAUCAAUUGGUAAAUAAAAAUGUAAAUAAAUGAGUGAGAUAACCAGCAAUGUCGAAAUGCACUUUGAACGGUUUC
Molecule: messenger RNA, 2454 nt
Organism: Somion occarium
Lineage: Eukaryota; Fungi; Basidiomycota; Agaricomycetes; Polyporales; Cerrenaceae
Source: the annotation of a GenBank genome assembly